AUGAGUGGACAUAAAUUUGCUUAAACCAGUAGAAAACCACAAAGCAUUAUCUGCUAAUAAAAGAUAAUAAAAUCAUAAACCUCUUCAGCUGUACUUUUCUACAUCCAUGGAGCUCCAGUUUCCUUCAAUUCCUCUGCUCUUAUCUUUCCUCCUCUUCGUUUUCAUGGUAUUCAAAAUUGCCAAGAAAACCAGAUCCAAGACUUCGAGUCCAAAGCUUCCCCCGGGGCCAUGGAAGCUCCCUCUCAUAGGAAACAUGCACCAACUUGCAGUUUCAGGCUCACUACCCCACCACAUCUUGAGAGAGAUGGCUAGAAAAUACGGGCCGUUGAUGCUCCUAAAACUCGGCAAGGUCUCCACCAUCAUCAUCACUUCACCGGAAAUCGCCAAAGAGGUUUUGAAAACACAUGACAUCAUCUUUGCUCAAAGGCCUUUCCUUCUUGCUUCAAGAAUUCUAUCUUAUGAUGCCACAAACAUCGUGUUUUCGCCCUACGGUGAUUACUGGAGACAAAUGAGGAAAAUAUGUGUGAUGGAACUUUUAAGCUCAAAGCGCGUCCAAACAUUUCAGGGUAUCAGGGAAGAAGAGGUCUCGAAUCUCAUCAGGUCAAUUUCACAAGAAAGGGAAUUACACAUCAAUCUAAGCAAGAAAAUUUACUCCUUGACAUUUGGGAUUGUUGGUAGAGCGGCAUUUGGGAAGAAAAGCAAAUACCAAGAAGAACUCAUUUCCAUUGUCGAGGAGGCUAAGCCCUUGGUAGCAGGCUUCACUAUUGUUGACAUGUACCCAUCAGUGAAACUGCUUGAAGUGAUCACCGGAUUUAGGCGUAAGCUUGAGGUAAUGAGCGAAAAACUGGAUCAGGUACUUGAAAGCACUGUUAGGGAGCAUAAAGAAAGAAAGAAAGCAGAAAGUGGAAAAGGAGAAGCAGAAGGAGAGGAUCUAGUCGACGUUCUUCUAAGAAUUCAGAAGCAAGGUGACCUUGAAUUUCCAUUGACCGAUGAUAACAUCAAAGCAGUCCUCUUGGAUAUUAUCACUGCUGGAAGCGAGACGUCAUCAACAAUUGUAGAGUGGGCAAUGUCAGAACUGCUGAAAAACCCGCUACUGCUGAAAAGAGCACAAGAUGAAGUUAGAGAUGUGUUCGAUAAGAAAGGAAAUGUUGAUGAAACAGGCCUUCGCGAAUUAAAGUACUUGAACUCAAUAGUCAAAGAAACCUUGAGGCUACAUCCCUCUGCACCUCUGUUAGUUCCUAGAGAAUCGAGUGAAAAAUGCAUAGUCAGCGGAUAUGAGAUACCUGCCAAGACUAAAGUCAUUGUUAAUGCGUGGGCUAUUGGGCGAGAUCCCACAUACUGGACUGAAGCAGAGAAGUUUGAUCCAGAGAGGUUCAUCGACAGUGAAAUCGAUUACAAAGGAACAGAUUUCAAAUAUAUCCCAUUUGGCGCUGGAAGAAGGAUAUGCCCAGGCAUAUCAUUUGCUCUUCCUAACAUGGAGCUCCCACUUGCACAGUUGCUGUACCACUUCGAUUGGAAACUCCCCAACGGAAUGAAACACGAAGAGCUAGACAUGGAAGAGAGAUUCGGUCUGACUGUAAGAAGAAAGCAUGAUCUUUACUUGAUUCCCAUUCCUUAUAAUCAUCGUUCUCCUGAUAAAUAAGGCCACAAGGGAUUCAUGUUAGAUUUUUAUUUCAGAUUGUCCAAUCUUUGCACUUGCUGUAGUAGACAGUACGAACGAACUAAGAAGUUAUCGAUUCGUAGAUGGAUAACUGUUAUCCUUGUAUGUGAGAUAUUAAGUUCUGGUCACGGUAAAGCAUCCUUAAUGAAUGUCAGUGUUUCAAUUC
Messenger RNA from Rhododendron vialii, 1826 nucleotides. Its product is annotated as cytochrome P450 71D10-like. NCBI's taxonomy places the organism in Eukaryota, Viridiplantae, Streptophyta, Magnoliopsida, Ericales, Ericaceae. Gene Ontology annotation, molecular function: iron ion binding; oxidoreductase activity, acting on paired donors, with incorporation or reduction of molecular oxygen; heme binding. The record is from RefSeq and is a predicted model, not a curated record. The coding region runs from base 107 to 1642 and encodes 511 amino acids. The transcript has 2 exons.